Acanthosepion pharaonis is the source of this 624-nucleotide messenger RNA. Lineage: Eukaryota; Metazoa; Mollusca; Cephalopoda; Sepiida; Sepiidae. The record is from the annotation of a GenBank genome assembly.
AUGCUAGAUGAUGACCCAAUGAACCCUAUUAGAUUUUUCAGCACCAUAUCUAUCUAUCUAUCUAUCUAUCUAUCUAUCUAUCUAUCUAUCUAUCUAUCUAUCUAUUCAUUCCUUCUAUCUAUCUAUCUAUCUAUCUAUCUAUCUAUCUAUCUAUCUAUCUAUCUAUGCCAACUUCUUCUCAUAUCUCUUUCUCAAAAAACAAUACUACCCCUGUAUCCAUGCCAAUAUCUAUCUAUCUAUCUAUCUAUCUAUCUAUCUAUCUAUCUAUCUAUCUAUCUAUCUAUCUAUGCCAACUUCUUCUCAUAUCUCUUUCUCAAAAAACAAUACUACCCCUGUAUCCAUGCCAAUAUCUAUCUAUCUAUCUAUCUAUCUAUCUAUCUAUCUAUCUAUCUAUCUAUCUAUCAGUUUACACCAUAUCUCUCUCUCUCUCUCUCUCUCUCUCUCUAUCUAUCUAUCUAUCUAUAUGUAUCAGAAGAUGAGGAUAUGACCGCCAUGGAUAUUAACAAAUGUCGUGUUGGUAAGUUUAUCAGUACAAAGUCUGUUGGUUGGGAUGACCGAAAUGAUAUCACCAAUUUAUACAAGUAUCCUGAAGGUAUGUUAAUUUAUUCAAUUUUUUUUCUUUAA